Molecule: messenger RNA, 2423 nt
Organism: Myotis brandtii (Brandt's bat)
Lineage: Eukaryota; Metazoa; Chordata; Mammalia; Chiroptera; Vespertilionidae
Gene: PARP8
Product: poly (ADP-ribose) polymerase family, member 8
Exons: 26
Biological process (GO): endoplasmic reticulum unfolded protein response
Cellular component (GO): intracellular anatomical structure; endoplasmic reticulum tubular network; nuclear envelope
Molecular function (GO): kinase binding; protein serine/threonine kinase activator activity; NAD+ poly-ADP-ribosyltransferase activity
Source: RefSeq, a predicted model, not a curated record
CCCACCCCCCAUCCCCCGGGGCAGCUCCUAACAGGACUUUCUUGGUCAGAUUUCAGGUACUCGGACUCCACCUUUACCUUCACGUACGUCGGUGGCCCCAAAAGUGUGUCCUAUUCAGUACAUGUAUCUGAAGACUACCCAGAUAAUACCUACGUGUCAAGUUCAGAAAAUGAUGAAGAUGUGUUAGUUACUACAGAGCCAAUUCCAGUAAUUUUUCACCGAAUAGCAACAGAAUUAAGGAAAACAAAUGACAUUAACUGUUGCUUAUCCAUAAAAUCCAAAUUACAGAAGGAGAAUGGGGAGGAGUCGAGACAGAAUAGUGCAGUGGAAGAAGACUCGGAAGGGGAUAACGACUCUGAGGAGUUCUAUUAUGGAGGACAGGUGAACUACGACGGGGAGCUGCACAAGCACCCGCAGCUCGAGGCCGACCUGUCGGCGGUCCGGGAGAUCUACGGGCCGCACGCGGUUUCUCUCAGGGAGUAUGGAGCCAUUGACGACGUAGAUAUUGAUCUGCAUGUCGAUGUCAGCUUUCUUGAUGAGGAGAUUGCUGUGGCUUGGGAAGUGAUUCGAACAGAACCUAUAAUUGUCCGACUACACUGCUCACUUACACAGUAUUUAAAUGGCCCAGUGCCCACUGUCGAUGUCUUUCAGAUUUCCACCAAAGAGCGAUUCGGAUUGGGGCACCAGCUGAAAAAGAUCAUGCAGACCUUUGUCACCCAGCAGUGGAAGCAGAGCAAAGACAAGCCCAGCUGCCUGCACGGCAAGAAGCUGUCAGAGAGGAAGGUGAAGUCCCCCCUGCACUUGUUUUCUACCCUGCGCAGGUCGCCCAGCUACCCGCCCCCCGGCUGCGGGAAGAGCAAGUCCAAGCUGAAGGCCGAGCAGGACGGGAUCUCCAAGACGCACAAGCUGCUGCGGAGGACUUGCUCCAGCGCCGUCAAGGCCGAGGACUGGCGGCUCUCCCUCACCUCAGGGCUCAUGGGCAUCCUCACGCCCUCCUCCUCCCAGCCCGCUCCAAAUGGUGCCAAAUGCGUUCCCAUCCGAGACCGCGGCUUCCUAGUGCAGACCAUCGAGUUCGCGGAGCAGCGGAUCCCCGUGCUGAACGAGCACUGCGUGGUGUGCGACGAGCGACACGUGUUCCUGAACGGCCCGAUGCUCAGGCCCACCGUGUGCGAGCGCGAGCUGUGCGUGUUCGCCUUCCAGACGCUGGGCGUGAUGAACGAGGCCGCCGACGAGAUCGCCACCGGGGCCCAGGUGGUGGACCUGCUGGUGUCCAUGUGCAGGUCUGCGUUGGAAUCUCCCAGGAAAGUGGUCAUUUUCGAGCCAUACCCUUCCGUGGUCGACCCCAACGACCCUCAGAUGCUGGCCUUCAACCCCAGGAAGAAGAAUUACGAUCGAGUCAUGAAAGCACUGGACAGCAUCACUUCUAUUAGAGAAAUGACGCAGGCCCCGUAUCUGGAGAUCAAGAAGCAGAUGGACAAGCAGGACCCGCUGGCGCACCCCCUGCUGCAAUGGGUUAUUUCAAGUAAUAGGUCACAUAUUGUGAAACUGCCAGUCAACAGGCAAUUGAAGUUCAUGCACACGCCACAUCAGUUCCUGCUUCUCAGCAGCCCGCCUGCCAAAGAAUCCAACUUCAGAGCUGCUAAGAAGCUCUUCGGCAGCACCUUCGCGUUUCACCCCCCCCCCCUUGAGAACUGGCACUCGAUCCUGAGGAACGGCCUGGUCGUGGCGUCUAACACGAGGCUGCAGCUCCACGGUGCCAUGUACGGCAGCGGAAUCUACCUAAGUCCAAUGUCAAGCAUAUCAUUUGGUUACUCAGGGAUGAACAAGAAGCAGAAGGUGUCAGCCAAGGAUGAGCCGGCAUCCAGCAGUAAAAGCAGCAAUGCAUCACAGUCACAGAAAAAAGGACAGCAAUCCCAGUUCCUGCAAAGCCGUAACCUAAAAUGCAUAGCCUUAUGUGAAGUGAUCACCUCGCCGGACCUGCACAGACACGGGGAGAUAUGGGUCGUCCCGAACACCGAGCACGUCUGCACCCGGUUCUUCUUCGUCUAUGAAGAUGGCCAAGUGGGAGAUGCAAAUAUUAACACGCAAGAAGGAGGCAUCCACAAGGAGAUCCUUCGCGUAAUCGGUAACCAGACCGCGACCGGUUGAAGGACCACCAUCUCGCUAACGGGGUCUUGAAAGCCUUCCUCGGGUUCAAAGCUGGAUUUUGAACUGAAGAAGAUGAUGAAAUAAUUUAUUGUUAUUAUAAACAAAAUUAAUCCUUUGAAUACUGAUUUUUUUCUUAGUAUUUCUAAGUAUCUCAUUAAAUACCUAAAACGGUAUGAAAUUUAUCAAUUGUAGGGUUAUGGAAUCUAGGAAUAAACUCUCAACAGCACUUAAACUGAAGUUUGGGUUGCUCACACAAUAAACAGAUUGAAAAAGCA